ACGCAAUAAAUGCGUGCGGCGGGUUACACGCGAGGGUUCUCACAUUGAUUUAACGGCAGACUGGUUCGCGUGCACUCAUUUUGCUCACGAGCCUCUACUAAGCUGCAUUCCAGUAGAGAAGCAUUUGAUACGGUGAACAAUGAUGGACGAGUGGGAUGAAGCGGAAACUACUGCUAGUACCAAUGCAGCAACCAGUCACACCUCCAGUGAUGGAGGCCUGUGGAACAAAGAGAUUGGCGACUUUGGAAGAGGUCGUGGUGGAAGAGGCAGACAAGGAGGAUUUCAAAACUCAUUUUCAGGUGGUGAAGAGACUACGAAUGAUGGGAACAGCUGGAACAGUAGAGCUGGAGAAAGCGGUGCUUCCAGGGGCAGAUCCAGAGGCAGAGAUGACAGAGUUCAUGAGUACGGGUUUAGAGGAGGAAGAGGCGGCGGAGAAGGUUUCAGACGAGGUGGUGGUGGUGACGGUGACCAGGGUGCAAGAGGCGCCUUUAGAGGAGGCUACCGUGGGAGAGAUGAGGAGAUCUUAACACAUGGGGGAGCUGACGAAUCAGAAAAGAGGGAUGACACGGAUGGUGAAAGACCAAAGGUCACUUAUGUCCCCCCAACACUCCCUGAAGAUGAAGACUCCAUCUUUGCCCACUAUGAGAAAGGCAUCAACUUUGACAAGUAUGAUGACAUUCUGGUGGACGUCAGUGGAUCCAACCCACCGCAGGCUAUCAUGACUUUUGAAGAGGCAGCGUUAUGCGGGACCCUGAGAAAAAAUGUCAACAAGUCUGGUUACAUCAAGCCGACCCCGGUGCAGAAACAUGGCAUCCCAAUUAUCUCUGCUGGCAGAGACCUCAUGGCUUGUGCCCAGACUGGGUCUGGUAAAACGGCUGCCUUCCUGCUCCCUAUUUUGCAGCAGCUAAUGGCCAAUGGCACUGCAGCCAGCUCAUUCAGUGAGCAGCAGGAGCCUGACGCCAUCAUUGUGGCCCCAACAAGGGAGCUCAUCAACCAAAUCUACCUGGAGGCCAGGAAGUUUGCCUUUGGGACAUGUGUGCGCCCAGUAGUGGUCUAUGGUGGAGUCAGCACUGGGCACCAAAUAAGAGACCUCUUAAAAGGGUGCAAUGUGCUGUGUGGAACACCGGGUAGACUGAUGGACGUAAUAGGAAAAGGAAAGGUCGGGUUGGCCAAGCUGCGGUACUUGGUGAUGGACGAGGCUGACCGGAUGUUGGAUAUGGGAUUUGAGCCUGAAAUGCGUCGCUUGGUGGGCUCCCCUGGAAUGCCGUCCAGAGAGAAUCGGCAGACUCUUAUGUUCAGUGCCACCUACCCUGAGGACAUUCAACGGUUGGCGGCUGACUUCCUCAAGACUGAUUAUUUGUUCUUGGCUGUGGGUGUGGUGGGCGGAGCAUGCAGUGACGUUGAGCAAACGUUUAUUCAAGUCACAAAGUUCUCAAAGAGGGAACAACUCCUUGACCUUCUCAAGACCACAGGGACGGCGCGCACCAUGGUCUUUGUGGGGACCAAGAGACAAGCGGAUUUCAUUGCCACUUACUUAUGCCAGGAGAAAGUCCUAACCACCAGCAUCCAUGGGGACCGUGAGCAGCGAGAGCGAGAACAGGCUCUGGCAGACUUCCGCAUUGGAAAAUGUCACGUCUUGGUGGCAACCUCCGUAGCAGCCCGUGGACUGGACAUUCCAGAUGUGCAGCAUGUGGUGAACUUUGACCUCCCCAACAACAUUGACGAAUACGUCCACCGCAUUGGGCGAACUGGCCGCUGUGGGAACACUGGGAGGGCUGUGUCAUUCUAUGAUCCUUGUGCUGACAACCAGUUGGCCCGCUCCCUCGUCACAAUCCUCUCUAAGGCCCAGCAGGAAGUGCCCUCCUGGCUAGAGGAGUCUGCCUUCAGCGGCACUGGAAGCGGUAGCUUCCAGCCGCCCAGGGAGCGCUUUGCCUCCACAGACUCCAGGAAGGGAGGGUCUUUCAAGGAUAUGGCUGCAUGGAGCCAGCCGGCUGCCCUGGGUGUAAAUGAUGAAGAUGAUGCCUGGGAAUAAAGAGCGAUGAUGGAGUGGCACACACACUCAACUCAACCAACCUAAGUUCUUUUACUGUUCAGGUGUUCAGUCUGUUGUAGUUUUAUCACAUUUCUUUUGAGAUGCUGGACCCUUAUGUAUGAUGGCUCUUCAGUGACUGUUUUAUUUUUUUUUAAAUCCUCUUCUAGCUAACAUGGUUAAGGAAACGUGUGUUUAUCCAAACUUUGAGGUCAUAUUUCAACAAUAUUUUCUUAUUGGGUUAAAGACUAUUAAAUACAUUGUUCAAAGCA
Molecule: messenger RNA, 2301 nt
Organism: Gasterosteus aculeatus aculeatus (three-spined stickleback)
Lineage: Eukaryota; Metazoa; Chordata; Actinopteri; Perciformes; Gasterosteidae
Gene: ddx4
Product: DEAD (Asp-Glu-Ala-Asp) box polypeptide 4
Molecular function (GO): ATP binding; nucleic acid binding; RNA helicase activity
Source: RefSeq, a predicted model, not a curated record